This is a messenger RNA of Vombatus ursinus (common wombat), 2497 nucleotides long. RefSeq names its product Wilms tumor 1 (gene WT1). The record is from RefSeq and is a predicted model, not a curated record. Lineage: Eukaryota; Metazoa; Chordata; Mammalia; Diprotodontia; Vombatidae. Gene Ontology annotation, molecular function: DNA-binding transcription factor activity, RNA polymerase II-specific; RNA polymerase II cis-regulatory region sequence-specific DNA binding. The transcript is spliced from 9 exons. Gene Ontology annotation, cellular component: nucleus. The coding region runs from base 1 to 1293 and encodes 430 amino acids. Gene Ontology annotation, biological process: regulation of transcription by RNA polymerase II.
AUGGGCUCCGACGUGAGGGAUCUGAAUGCGCUGCUGCCUGCUGUGCCCUCGCUGGGCGGCGGCGGCGGCUGCGCCCUGCCUGUGAGUGGCGCAGCACAGUGGGCCCCAGUGCUGGACUUUGCGCCCCCGGGCGCCUCUGCCUACGGCUCGUUGAGCGCCCCGGCACCCCCGCCUGCCCCGCCGCCGCCGCCGCCUCCACACUCCUUCAUCAAGCAGGAGCCAAGCUGGGGCGGCGCAGAACCACACGAGGAGCAGUGUCUGAGCGCCUUCACAGUCCACUUCUCUGGCCAAUUCACCGGUACAGCUGGAGCCUGUCGCUAUGGCCCCUUUGGUCCGCCCCCGCCUAGCCAACCACCCUCGGGCCAGGCCAGGAUGUUUCCCAACGCUCCCUACUUGCCCAGCUGCCUAGAAAGCCAGCCGACCAUCCGUAACCAGGGAUACAGCACUGUCACUUUUGACGGAACACCCAGCUAUGGACACACGCCAUCACAUCAUGCAGCGCAGUUCCCUAAUCACUCCUUCAAACACGAGGACCCCAUUGGUCAGCAGGGCUCUUUGGGCGAGCAGCAAUACUCCGUGCCUCCCCCGGUCUAUGGAUGCCACACACCCACCGACAGCUGCACUGGCAGCCAGGCCCUGCUGCUCCGGACUCCUUACAACAGUGACAAUCUGUACCAAAUGACCUCGCAGCUCGAAUGCAUGACCUGGAACCAGAUGAACCUAGGGGCCACACUGAAGGGCCAUACCACAGGAUAUGAAAAUGAUAACCACGCCACUCCGAUUCUCUGUGGAGCCCAAUAUAGAAUACACACUCAUGGCGUCUUUAGAGGAAUACAAGAUGUCCGGCGAGUGCCUGGGGUAGCCCCUACUAUCGUGAGGUCAGCUGCAGAGACCAAUGAGAAACGUCCAUUUAUGUGCGCAUAUCCAGGCUGCAACAAGAGAUACUUUAAGCUGUCCCACUUACAGAUGCAUAGCAGGAAGCAUACUGGUGAGAAACCCUACCAGUGUGACUUCAAGGACUGUGAACGGCGAUUCUCUCGAUCAGACCAACUCAAAAGACACCAAAGGAGACACACAGGUGUGAAACCAUUCCAGUGUAAAACCUGUCAGAGAAAGUUCUCCCGGUCUGACCACCUGAAGACUCACACCAGGACUCAUACAGGUAAAACAAGUGAAAAGCCCUUCAGCUGCCGGUGGCCCAGUUGUCAGAAAAAAUUUGCCCGCUCAGAUGAGUUAGUGCGUCACCACAACAUGCACCAAAGGAACAUGACGAAGCUCCAACUGACACUUUAAAGGGUCAAGUUCAAGGACGCAUCUAUGUCCCAGGCAGGACGUUCUAUGAACCACUAUGAAAAUGGGCUUUUAAACUCAUCCUCGGCCACCUUCAUAAUAAGGAAACCACAACUGACCAUGAAGACAAGUUACCUGUUGGGACGGAACCAGUUCCAGGUUUGUCAGGCAGCAGGGUGACCUCCAUUUUCCCAUCUCUUCAUUCAUUCCCCAGGGCUCAAUGUCCCAGUUUCAGUAAGACCUGCGUCGUCCCUCACCUGGGGUUCUCACGGUGAAAGAGAGUUGCGUUGGCAGGCUUCCUUCCCUACCACUUUCUCCAAAGUCCCAAAGAAACAUUGAGUUUCUCUUGGGAUGAAUUCAUGACACUAUUUUCUGUUGUGGAAUAUUUAUAGGCUGGGGCAUGUCAAUGUGUCUGCUAAUGUAAACUUUGUCAUGGUUUCCAUUUACUAACAACAAGACAUAAAUCAGAAAACCAGGGCAUUUGGGGGUGGGGUGGGUUUCUCACACGGCAUUCCCUGGGGUCAAGUGAGAUUCUAACCUGGAUGGGGAAAGUCUCUUCCACCAGUUGACCUAAAGAAAAAAAAAUCCUUGUUUAUAAAGCAGCUAAAAAAGAAAUCAAAACUAAUCAGUACCUCUUUACCGAAAUCCAUAAGAAUCUUAUCAGUAAGUUAACUUGUUUAUAAUAUUGUCACAGUGAUCUGAAGAAACUGUUCUGUGGAACUGAAAUUUUAUUAUUAUUAUUAUUGUUAUUGUUAUUUUGAUAUGAAUUGCAGCUUAUUUUUAGAGAUGUUCACAUCUCCUCACAUUAGAGAAACAGAAAAUUAUUCUGAUCAUUCGGGACUCUAUUGUGAUGGUGAGACCACACUGGUUAUGUGGUUUCAGAGCUGUAAAAAUUAAGAUGGAACUAAGAGAAAAGGGGGGCUGGUCCAGGAUCUCCAUUGAGAAAUUGUUCCUAAAUAACUUAAGAAGACUCUGGGUCUACAAGAAUAUGUGGGGGAAAAGAAAGAGACUUAACAGUGUGAGAAAAUAUAUUGUGGGGGGGAGGGUCUUUUUUCGUUCUGUUUUGAGGGAGGGUGUUUAUUUUUGACUGUGGCUUGAAAUGAUUGUGUAAAUAUCUAUCUGAUAAUUCAUUGCUCUUAGCCAAUUAAAAUUAGAAAGUGUAUAAAUAUUAGAUGCAUCACUGUUCAGAUGUUACUGUUUUAACAUA